UCUGUCAUUUUGUUUUUUUUUUGUUGCUUUUUUGUUGCCCUUGUUGGUGUAGUUGUUUUCUUUUUGUUUGUUUUUUUUUUGCUGAGCUUCCAAAUUAAUAUUUAUUUUAAUAAAUAAAGAAUAAAAAUAAAGUAAAUUUAUAGUUAAACAAAAAUAAUAAACACCAAAGAGUAACCAUGGACAAAUUGCGCAGGGUAUUAAGCGGCGAAGAUCGUACUCCCGAUGAAGAAAGCAGCAUAAUUCAACAGAUAAAUGAAGUCUCAACUCUCAGUUGGUCGACGCGUAUUAAAGGCUUCUGCAUUUGUUUCGCGAUUGGAAUUCUGCUGUCUUUUCUUGGCUCCUUAGCCAUGUUCAUACCUCCUCGUGGAAUUGUACUUUUUGCAGUAUUCUAUACCCUUGGCAACAUUAUGUCGAUGGCAAGUACUUGUUUUUUGAUGGGCCCAUUUAACCAAAUCAAAAAAAUGUUCGAUCCAACCAGACUUAUUGCUACAUGUAUAGUUAUAGUAACGUUUGUUUUGACUAUUAUAGCAGCGUGUGUGCUACAUAAAGCUGGUUUAACAUUAAUUCUCAUUAUUGUACAAUCACUGGCAAUGACUUGGUAUUCAUUAUCGUACAUUCCAUGGGCUCGUGAUGCUGUCAAAAAGACUGUUUCCAGCUGUCUUGAUGUUUAAAAAAAAAAAACAAUCUACGUUCUUUUCUCUUGUAAUUAUUUAUAUUAUUUUCUAUACAUUGUAUUUAAUUAUUUGAAAUAUUAUCCAAGCCCUAACCGUGAA
Eupeodes corollae is the source of this 773-nucleotide messenger RNA. RefSeq names its product vesicle transport protein SFT2B. Gene Ontology annotation, biological process: vesicle-mediated transport. Gene Ontology annotation, cellular component: membrane. The record is from RefSeq and is a predicted model, not a curated record. NCBI's taxonomy places the organism in Eukaryota, Metazoa, Arthropoda, Insecta, Diptera, Syrphidae. The transcript has 4 exons. Bases 177 to 671 code for a protein of 164 amino acids.